AUGUCGGGAACAGAACAUUCAACAAGCCGCAGUCUAGCACGACGCUUGCUGCUGGCAGCCCUUGACCGUGAGGAGAAGGGCUAUCCUCCUGCAACGCAAGCUCCUCCUCCGAUGGUUGGGGCCUAUGGUGGCGCUCCCAACUUUAAUGCUCCAGAGUCCGCUGAAUCCGGGGCGAAGCGCUUAACAGUUACCGGCACAGACUCGAGUAUUCUCAUUCCACCUACCGAUAAGCUGCUCGUCUUCCGCGCACUCACCGGCAUUGAUAGCGCGCCAGCCCUCAAUGUCUUACACCACAGCACUCGAACGGCACCGAACGUCGGCAUCUACACGCGGGUUGUGAGAGCCGAAAUGAAAGCUGCCAGUCGAUACCGCUUCCACGCUAUCCUAAUCAACACCUGUCUUAGCAUCCAGAUUGUCGUGGCCGCCGCGCUCACAGCUCUCGGUGCCGCUCGUGGGCCUCAUAACGCCGUCACCGCGUUUGGCGCCAUCAACACCAUCAUGGCCGGUAUUCUCACAUACCUCAAGGGUUCGGGCUUGCCGGAUCGUCUGAAACACUAUCAAAACGAAUGGCGGAACAUCCGAGAGUAUAUUGAGCAACGGGAACGCGAACUGUGUCUUCACGGGUGCGAGCUAGACGUCGAAGAAGAAAUUCAGAUCAUCGAGCAGAUGUACGAGGGCGUCAAACGCGAAAUCGAAGCAACGAAGAGCGGAAGUGACAAUCGAGGGGCGCAUGGUCGCGACAGGACCUCGAGUCGGCGAACGAUUUUACCGCACAGCGAGCAACGCAGGGAGUACUCGCCCCGAGUGCCGAGUCCUGUGCGGACUUCGGAGCGUGCUCAUGAUAAGCAAUAG
Molecule: messenger RNA, 852 nt
Organism: Aspergillus calidoustus
Lineage: Eukaryota; Fungi; Ascomycota; Eurotiomycetes; Eurotiales; Aspergillaceae
Source: the annotation of a GenBank genome assembly